UAAAAAGCAAGAAAAAGGAACAUAAAUUCAAAAUCCUCAUUCUCUCUCUCUGUUCUCUGAAAUUCCCAAAUCAACAACCCUAACCCUAGCACGAGGAAGAAGAAGAAGGAAUCAAAUCAACCAUCAAUCAUGGGAGGAAGCGCAGAGAAACUGAUGAACCAGAUCAUGGAACUCAAAUUCACCUCAAAAUCUCUUCAACGCCAAGCUCGAAAAUGCGAGAAGGAAGAGAAAUCGGAGAAGCUCAAGGUCAAGAAAGCAAUCGAAAAGGGCAACAUGGACGGCGCACGAAUCUACGCCGAGAACGCCAUCCGCAAACGCACCGAGCAGAUGAACUACCUCCGCCUCUCCUCCCGCCUCGACGCCGUCGUCGCCCGUCUCGACACCCAGGCCAAGAUGAACACCAUCAGCAAGUCCAUGGGGAACAUCGUCAAGUCGCUUGAGUCUACUCUUGCUACUGGGAAUCUUCAGAAGAUGUCUGAGACUAUGGAUAGCUUUGAGAAGCAGUUUGUUAAUAUGGAGGUUCAGGCUGAAUUCAUGGAGAGUUCCAUGGCGGGAUCGACUUCGCUGUCUACUCCUGAAGGUGAUGUUAACAACCUUAUGCAGCAGGUGGCUGAUGAUUAUGGCCUCGAGGUCUCGGUUGGGCUGCCUCAGGCUGCUGCCCACGCGGUUCCGGUUAAGGAAGCUGAAAAGGUUGAUGAGGAUGAUCUUUCCAGGCGCCUCGCGGAGCUUAAGGCCAGAGGUUAAUUGUUGUGGAUGAUAUUUAUAGAACCUGUUACGAGUUUCGAUUGCGAACCACCAAAGAACACUUAUUGGAGCUUAUUUAAUGCGUUUUCUAGUAGAGAAACUCCGAUAAGCCGGUAUCCAUACGGAUGCAGUGUUAUUAUAGUACUUAUUGUUAAGGAGUGAUUUGUGCAUAAUGUUGAACUGAAUUUGACUUAUUGGCUCCGAGAUUGAGAGAUAUUUUCAUAUAUGUAAACUUUGCUUGGUGGGUUUUUUUUAUGCCUUUCCUAUUAUGUUGAA
Molecule: messenger RNA, 1020 nt
Organism: Lotus japonicus
Lineage: Eukaryota; Viridiplantae; Streptophyta; Magnoliopsida; Fabales; Fabaceae
Product: ESCRT-related protein CHMP1B-like
Exons: 1
Coding region: 130-744 (204 amino acids)
Biological process (GO): endosome transport via multivesicular body sorting pathway; protein transport; late endosome to vacuole transport
Cellular component (GO): ESCRT III complex; multivesicular body
Source: RefSeq, a predicted model, not a curated record